AUGUCUCGCCGUCGUGCUUCUCACAGCGAAUCAUUGGGUCUCUCAUCUACUAUGAACGAAGCUCUUGCCUAUCCUUUCUCCGGGAUGCAGCAAAGCAAUGCUCCACAGCGACGCGGCCCGAUCGAAGGGCCCAACGGUCGACGCUUGAUUCGUAGGGUCACCUGGCGAUCCUCCACGUACAAGUUGAUGGCUUGUCUGUGGGUGUUGGGUGUCUUUUAUAUCGUUUGGCUGAUCCGGGAUGUCUUCUACUAUCCCUUCUACGCCUCCUCCAGACAGCCUGUUACCUCCAAAGACGCGAAUGAUUUGCUGGCUCCCUAUGUGGGUCGUCAAGAGUGCGACAUUUCUUCCCUGUCCCUCUUCACCCCCCCUCAACCCGGUGAUGGCGAACGUGCUCCAGGCAAUCCAUACUGCCAAUCUCGUGAUGCCCUGCUCAACGCCAUGAGCAAUGGUGGGCGUCACGGCUUUGACGCUGCGUAUACCUCUCAAGGCAAGUGCCACAUCGAUUGUUUCGCUCCUCGUAUCGGACACUUCGGCUUCUCGGAGGGGCCCCAGAGGGACAACAGCUGCUUUCCUGACAGUCAAACUGACCGCCCCCUCCAGGAUGCUCUUAUCGUUGGUUCACUAGCGCCGAAGUGGUUCAACAUUCUCCUGCGGGAGGACCUGGCCACUGGAUCCCUGCGAGAGUGGGAGAUAAGCAAAGGACAUGGUCACGAUUGCCGAUGUGAAUCCCAGUUCACCAGUAGCUUGUGCCUACCCCUGCGGAUCACUUCAAGUGACGAGGUAUACGCGCAAGAAGGCAGCAGUGCCACUCGCAGGCCUUACACUUGUUCAUCUCGUAUUCCUCAUGCCUUCCUCGCUACAUCCAGCUCACCUGCCCCAAGGGGUGUGAUUGAAAAAUUUCGUCGAAUGGUCGCCCGAGGAGUCGGCCGAAACAGACCCGUUCCCGUGAUCCUGAGUCUUUCCCUUUCCACAUCCUAUUCCUUGUCUACAGCUAAAAGCAGCAUGGAUGAAUGGCUCACGCUGGCCCAGGCCAGUGGACGGAACACUCCUUUUCUCUGGGUAGGUCCGACAGCUCCUGGGCUUCAAAAGGACUCGAGGGACAACAUCCACGCUUCCAGCUGGCAGUACUCCCAAGACACCGCCCAAGAAGCCCGCAACAGAGGCUUGGAUGCCCUGGGUAUGUACAAUGCGACCCUUCAAGCAGAUAGCUGGGAUGGUAAGCACUACGGAGAGAAGGUGGCUUUGAUACAGGCGAUGAUGGUUGUCAACUGGCUGGCUGCGCUUUGA
Aspergillus niger is the source of this 1287-nucleotide messenger RNA. RefSeq lists its product as hypothetical. Lineage: Eukaryota; Fungi; Ascomycota; Eurotiomycetes; Eurotiales; Aspergillaceae. The transcript is spliced from 5 exons. The coding region runs from base 1 to 1287 and encodes 428 amino acids. The record is from RefSeq and is a predicted model, not a curated record.